AUGGCAGAUGCCUCCCACGACACGAGCGUGGAGUCGCCAACAAUGUGCGACUGUUUGCAGCAACCGCUAGCGGAAUGCCGUGCCCAGCUGGCCACACUCGAACAGUGCAACGAAAUGCUCCAGAAAAAGCUCGACGGGUAUGUGAAGGACAAUGAGAAUCUAGUCAUCAAGUAUGCGUUCGUCGAAAAGAAGGUACUGGAUCUGAAGGUGCUGGUGGAGGAGAAGGAUACGAAACUAAGACGACACGACCAGGAAGUGGGUGGCCUCCAGAAACAGAUUGCUUCCUUGAAAGCGGACAAGGCCAAGCUCCAGAAGAACAUCGAAUCGAAGCUGCGGGACAUUGAGUGUCUCGGCAAAGAACUCGAAGGUAGUCGCCAUUACGCGUCCCAGACCGAGAUGCGCUACAAGUACAGCAGCUGUCGCUUACGGCGAGAGGCCGACGAUCGAAUGAGACUUGAGGCGGAAGUGCUAAAUUUGCGUCAACAGUUAUUGCAGCAUGUCAUCGCGGAGGAAACGCACCAGGCGAGCGAGCAGGUGGCGGAAAUGGAGCGGAAGGUGAUGGAGCUGCAGGCGCGGGAAAUUAUGCUGAAGCAUGCGAGCGAUGAGCAGGCGGCCAGGAUUAUCGCGCUACAACGCACGAACACCGAACUGCAGGAUGCGCUGGAACGGCAGGAUAAAAAAUAUAACCUGUCCGUGGUGGCGCUGAAGGAAGGCGACACGGAACGGGAACACCUGAGACAGCAACUGGAUCAGCUGGAGAAACAUUUGAACCAACAGGCAUCUGUGAUAGAAGAAUUGCAAUCCAAAGUGAAUGCUGCUGAUGCAGCCGCAGAGGAAUCUACACGCAUCGAGCGGCUCGUCAACGAUCAGCGCACCGAACUCGAGCAGCUAACCGGCACACUCGACGAGUAUCGGAAAGAUUUGGAGGAAUUGCAGGUGCGGGAACUGGAGCUGCUAGCGCUGAACAAAGAUCUCAGCGAGGUGAACUGUUUGCUGCAGCAGGAAAUUGCAACGCAGGAGUCGAAAACAAUCGCCAUCACGCUCGAGUACGGCAAAUUCGUGACCAUGUGCCAGGAGUACGAUGCACAGAUUAUCAGUCUCGCGAACUCGCUCGCAGUCGAACGGCAACACCGGACGGAGGAACGGUUGCUAAUGGCAAAGCACAUAGCCGACCGGACCCGAAAGCUCGAACAUGCUGAACGAUCACUCCAGCAAACGCUGAACGAACUCGAAGCGAACCGAAAAAAAUACUUCGCCCUUAUGAAGGACUUUAAACGUGAGAUGAAAAAUGCCCACCAUAGCACAGAGCCUGGUAGCGGACAGUAG
Anopheles marshallii is the source of this 1326-nucleotide messenger RNA. RefSeq names its product myosin-2 (gene Golgin104). The transcript is spliced from 7 exons. Gene Ontology annotation, biological process: vesicle cytoskeletal trafficking. Gene Ontology annotation, molecular function: small GTPase binding. The record is from RefSeq and is a predicted model, not a curated record. Bases 1 to 1326 code for a protein of 441 amino acids. Gene Ontology annotation, cellular component: trans-Golgi network. Lineage: Eukaryota; Metazoa; Arthropoda; Insecta; Diptera; Culicidae.